Sardina pilchardus (European sardine) is the source of this 2139-nucleotide messenger RNA. It is a transcript of the gene sh3bp5b, whose product is annotated as SH3-domain binding protein 5b (BTK-associated). Gene Ontology annotation, molecular function: protein kinase inhibitor activity. The record is from RefSeq and is a predicted model, not a curated record. Gene Ontology annotation, cellular component: cytoplasm. Gene Ontology annotation, biological process: negative regulation of protein tyrosine kinase activity; intracellular signal transduction. NCBI's taxonomy places the organism in Eukaryota, Metazoa, Chordata, Actinopteri, Clupeiformes, Clupeidae. The coding region runs from base 242 to 1645 and encodes 467 amino acids. The transcript is spliced from 9 exons.
CACAUGCGGAGGACGCGCAAGGUGAAGUCUACAGCUGAAUGGUUGAGCUGAAUGCACGCUGGACCACGGCCGAUCUCGCUAUACUGUAGCCUAACUAGUACCUUAUUAUUUUAAUGUUCAUAACAAAGAUUUGGAACAGACUGACGUUUUAUCGCUGACGUGCAGAGAAACAGACCGUUUUCCAGCCCUUUCGAGAGGCUGGCUUUGUUCUGAAGCACAACAUCAGUGAAAUUUGAACGAGAUGGGUACUUUGGAGAAAGAAAAUAGGUCAGACGAAGAAAUAGAAUCAUCUGAGGAGGAAGAGGUAGACCCCAGAAUCCAGGGAGAACUUGAAAAACUCAACCAAUCCACAGAUGACAUCAACAGAUGUGAAACUGAACUGGAGGAUGCAAGGCAGAAGUUCCGUUCUGUUCUGGUGGAGGCCACUGUGAAACUGGACGAGCUGGUGAAGAAGAUAGGCAAGGCUGUGGAAGACUCCAAACCGUACUGGGAGGCCAGGAAGGUAGCCCGCCAGGCUCAGCUUGAAGCCCAGCGGGCCACGCAGGACUUCCAGAGGGCCACCGAGGUGCUGCGGGCCGCCAAAGAGACCAUCGCCCUGGCCGAGCAGAGGCUCCUGGAGGACGACAAGCGCCAGUUUGACUCGGCCUGGCAGGAGAUGCUGAAUCAUGCUACUCAGAGGGUCAUGGAGGCGGAGCAGACAAAGACACGCAGUGAGCUGGUGCACAAGGAGACGGCGGCCAAGUACAACGCCGCCAUGGGUCGCAUGAAGCAGCUGGAGAAGAAGCUCAAACGCACCAUCAGCAAGUCAAAGCCUUACUUUGAACUCAAGGCGAAGUACUACCUGCAGCUUGAGCAACUGAAGAAGAGUGUGGAUGACCUUCAAGCCAAGCUCAGCCAGGCAAAAGGGGAGUACAAGACUGCCCUGAGGAACUUGGAGAUGAUCUCGGAUGAGAUCCACGAGCGCCGGCGGUCUUCGGUCAUCGGCCCCCGAGAACGCGGAGUGGGCGCCGAGGGCGACUUCAUCAGUGUCACCGGAGAUGAUGUCACCAGUUUCAAACUGGAGUCGGAUGGCAUUUCCAUGACCUCGGAGACCUUUGAGGACGAGAACAGGAGCACCUGCACCAUGUCCGAGGAGGACUCGGAGACCCAGUCCACCUGCAGCUUGAGCUCCGGGCCCCACAGUCCGCUGGAGCUGCCCUGUCCCUUCAGCUCAGCCUCCCCGUCGCCUUCCUCUUCCUCCUCCACCUCCUCUUCCUCUUCCUCCCCCACCCCCUCCACCCGGCCCUGCAGUCUGGACCUGCCCAGCACCGUGUCCCUGUCGGACUUCGGCCUCAUCUCCCCUGUCCUGGGCCCUCGCAGCGAGUGCAGCGGCGCUUCGUCUCCAGAGUGUGACCUUGAGAGAGGUGACCGAGCCGAGGGAGCAGAAGCAGAACUAGACAACGCCCUCAACAACAACAACAGCAGCAACAGCGGCGGCAGCAGCAGCAGCAGCGGCGUGGUCAAGAGGAGCUUCAGCCUGGAGACGCGCUUCCGCCUGCUGUCCUUGAGGCGCAGCCGCACGGACAGCGCCAAGAACGCCGAGCGCCAGCGCGCCAGUCUGGCUCGCCAGCCCUCCCCCUCCGUGCUGCUGUUGAACGGGGUGUAGCGCCAACGCCGCCCCCCUCCGACCCCAAAAUGAUCCCCACACACGACCUCCUCCAUCACCCCAACACCUCCCCACCACCACCUACUUUCUCCUACUGUGUGCAAACAAGGAAACUAGGCCACCCUCACCCUCCAUGUGCUCAUGACAUUCAUUUCAAGACUUUCAUGAACGCCAAACGAUGACUGAACUACGUGGUGGUCUGCACUAUUCUGACGUACUGCUUACAGAGCUUCACUGAAGGUCUACUGUACAUGGAUGGCACCAGCCACUCUUUGGCCGUAGACACGAGGGUCACUGAAGUACUGAGAGCCUGAGGGAGUUUCUCCGUGGGACCUUGAACAUUUGAUCCGUCAACAGGACGAAGAUGGAGCACCUGAUGAGAACUUAACAGAAUAGCAGGUUGCACAUCUCCGUGGGGUCUUAAAGACAGUUUUGUUGGGAGUAUAAAGGCAUUGUAAGAGCAAGUAAAGGAUUUUCCCAUCUUAAGCUCAAAG